Arabis nemorensis is the source of this 1140-nucleotide messenger RNA. The record is from the annotation of a GenBank genome assembly. NCBI's taxonomy places the organism in Eukaryota, Viridiplantae, Streptophyta, Magnoliopsida, Brassicales, Brassicaceae.
AUGGUAGUCAUGUCACGAUUAAGCUUCUCAGUGACAGUGGUCUUGCUACUCUUACUGCUCGGUCCCGGUCAAAGCAACGCUUCCGCAUCUGCUGAAGAAGAGGCAAAGUUCAGUCCAGGCGUGGCUGUAGUCCUGAUAGUACUCGUCAGCAUUUUCUUCGCACUUGGAUGCGUCUCCGUCUACAUGCGAAGUUGUCUCGAGCGUGCUCUAGGGAUCAACGAUCGUCGAUCCGGUGACCCGGGAAACUGGCUUAACGUGAGGCAGACGACGAGUGGGCUAGAAUCGUCUGUCAUCGAAACGUUUCCGACGUUUCGUUACUCCACCGUGAAGACGUUGAGGAUAGGCAAAGAAGCGUUGGAGUGUCCCGUUUGCCUCAAUGAGUUCGAGGACGACGAAACGCUGCGUUUGAUACCUCAUUGUUGCCACGUGUUCCAUCCUGGUUGCAUUGAUGCCUGGCUACGUGCAAACACCACGUGUCCUCUCUGUCGCUCUAAUCUCGUUCCGGUACCGGGUGAGUCCGUUUCUUUCGAGAUACCCGGUCAAGCCAGGGAAACCGGUCAGAACUCUCCCGGAAUGCCGAGCGAUGAUAACCGGAGGAAGGUUUUGGGUUCUCCGGACGACCGGUUGUUUGACUCUGUGGCUUGGACAGGUAACCAGAGCAUGCCUCGUAAGUCCAUGUCUACUGGGUGGAAAUUAGCCGGAUUGCUCAGCCGGUCCAGUUCCACCGGUCAACCGGGGGAGAAUCUAGACCGGUUCACGCUAAGAUUACCCCAAGAGAUACACGAUCAGCUGAUGAACCAAGGAUCAAAAGGCAACGUGGCGUUACCUCAAGUGAGGAGCUCGUUAGAAGGGUACAGGACGGGAAGCCUAGGGACAGAAAAAAACUACUUCUACUUUGAACGGUUCGACAAACAUGGACGGUUGGACCGAAGACCCUUUUCUAUAACUCCUCCGUACCGGACCGGUUCGAUCCAGUCUCCAGAUGGGGAUAUCGAAGACGACGGUGAUUAUCAGGAGGGUGCUGGUCAACCAAAAGGUGUGCUUCUAGCGAUAAGGUCACCGUUUGAUCGGUUAUUCACUGGGAAGAACAAUGUUGGUGAACGUUCGUACCUUCGAUCCGGCGAUGCAAGCCCUGUGUAG